CGAGACCUGAGCUGUGUAAAGGUGUGAGAAUUGCCGCUUUAGGACUAGCGCUGCGGCUGAGCGAGUCUGACCGCUCGUUGUAUGUCAACGCGUGGAUGCCUCACACCGCACCGAAUCUUGAGCCUCUUCAGCAAGCCUCUGUGUUUGUCGAACGCGGAUAUCAGCUGGGUCUUACUCUAAAGCAAGGAUCAGUGGGAUAUGGUGGAGUGGCUCUGGGAGCCGCAGAACAGUACCUGAUGAAGCGACGUGCAGCUAUUGAAGCAUGGUUCAGUUUAAAGAGGCGGAUCACCAUUGAUCUCAAAUCGUCAUUCAAAAGCAACACUUCGACACUUCUCCCCAGCUCCUUACCCAAGCAUUGCCCUUGCCAUCAAUAUAUAUUUGCCUCUGCCACUCCACACCUUCGACCCAUCCAAGAUGAAGACGACCGCUUCGUUUUUCUUGCUCGCAGUCAGCUUCUUAGCUGCUGCCGCAGCUUCUCCCUCAACUUCUGCGCUUUACACGCUCAGCAUACUUGGCCAAGAUCCAAAGCUCAACGGUAGCGCAGUCGUCGUCAAGGAUGAGUCGGGCGCGAACACGUUCCCCAACCCUCUAGGCAUCUUUUCCACUGGCGAGCCCCACCAUCCGUACACCUUUACGGUAGCGACCGUAUCAGAGAAGGACAACCUGUACGAAGUCAAGAGUACAGUCAGCCAAAAGCACCUCAUUCUGAACGGCGACCCCAUCGCUCCUCAACUCUUCGAGGUGCCUGUUGGUGGAGACCCGGCCGCUGCUCCCAAUAAAACUAUUACUCGCACCAAGUUCCUCAUCUUGAACGAGUUCGACAUGAUGGUCCUCAAAAGCGCAGAGGAUACAAAGAAUUCCAAUGGUGAAUUUCAAGGACAGGGAUCCUGGCGUGCAUGCAAUAGAAGCACGGCAGAUUACCAGUUGUACUGGUUUGAUGGACUCUCCAACCUGACUGCACUUCUCGGCAACUGCGAGGGCGUUCGUCUUGUGCUCGAGAAAGCCAAGCCUAGCGCUUCUUCUAGUGUCGUACCGCCUACAACCCUGUCGACUAGCCGGUCCAUCACAGACGUGCCUGCGUCCACCGCGGCCACGAGCGGCAGCAUCACCGAGGUGUCCACUGCCACUACAAAGCCUACCACCACCAUCCCGGCACCGACGCCCACGGCCGUUGCUCGGGUCACGAUUCGCAUCUUCAACGACCAAAGCGGUGCUAACGCGGAAGCCACCAUUUUCGCUGACGGCUCUUCGCAUAGUAUUCCAGAGCUCUUCCGCGGUACUGCGAUCGACAUCACGGGUAGCAUUGUGGGUACAUCCGCACAGCUCGUCGGGUUCUCGGACAGCACGCGGUGCUCGCUGGUGAACCUCAAUGUCCGGGACUGGGUCGUUGAGCUCGACGGGCGCGCGAAGAACUUUGCUGAUCUUGACCAUGAUCAUUCAAAGGCGGCCCCGGUAUGGCUCGGUGGAUUCACGUUCCAGUGUCGUCGGGCUUGAUUGCGGUGAUGCUAGUUGGGAUUGUGGCGGAUUCCUGGCUCCUUGUGUUGAGGGCGCGUUUCCAUUCUUUCUUUCUUUGGACUUAGUAAAGCGCGUGAUUGAGGCAUACAAGCAUAGACUAUAGACAUCGAAAGUGGCAAAUUCAUUUUCUUCUUGAAUUUACCAACAACGCAAAUAGCCCAAGACGA
Didymella exigua CBS 183.55 is the source of this 1682-nucleotide messenger RNA. RefSeq lists its product as uncharacterized. The coding region runs from base 415 to 1494 and encodes 359 amino acids. The transcript has 2 exons. NCBI's taxonomy places the organism in Eukaryota, Fungi, Ascomycota, Dothideomycetes, Pleosporales, Didymellaceae. The record is from RefSeq and is a predicted model, not a curated record.